GGUUUUAACAAGCUUUCAUAACAUUUGCCAGUAUUUUAUUUUCUGAGAGUAAUUAUUAAGGCAAGGUCUACAAUACAGUGCAGGAACUUGAGGUAGACAAUGAAGAAAGUUGCUAUAAUUGGAGGCGGUAUCAGCGGGAUAGCCACCGCCUAUAACUUAUGGAAGAAAGGAUUACCCGGAAGUCACAUUACCAUGUUUGAAGCCCGUGAUAAGCUAGGCGGCCAUUCUAGAUUAUUCCAUCACCCUAAUCUGUCACGACCCGUCGAUGUCGGAUUCCAGGUCUUUAACCUCAACACAUAUCCACUGCUGCUGCAGUUCUUCCGAGAACUUGAUGUGGACAUCUACGAUUCCGAUAUGUCCUUCUCCGUUGAGAACGAAUCGUUCGCCUGGGGAUCCAAAUCCGGCCUGUGGUCGCUCUUUGUAGCUUUUCUCCAGGCCCCUAUCCAGAUGCUGAAAUUCUUGUGGACCCUGUUCUGGUUCUUUCGGGAUGCCUGCUCUUACAUUCAGGGUGUUGAUUCUGGGCAGCAUAAACACGUUUCAAUAGGAGAAUUCUGUAGAGAGAGAAAGUAUUGUGACGAAUUCAUGCAAGGGUAUUUAAUACCGUUUACUGCCAGCGUCUGGUCCGCCACGUCUGACAACUCAGAGGACUUCGAUGCCUUCACCAUAUUUACCUUUAUGGCGAAUCACCACCUACUGGAGUUCCGAAAUCUCAAAUGGAAAACGCUGACCCAUACUUCAGAGAGUUACAUCAACGCUUUUCUUCACAAAUGUAAGCCUAUUGUUAAUCUAAAGAAAAGAGUUGCGUCAUUGAAACAAAAUGAUAACUUAAAAUGGCGGAUAAACGAUUCGGAAGAUGAAUAUGAUGAUGUGGUUUUAGCUCUUCACGCCCCGGAUGUAAAACAUAUCCAUAUCGAGGCUACUUCAGGAGACACGGACGAGCUAGUAAAGAAAAUGGCGUCCGUUCGCUUUGAUGACAAGUAUGUUAUCAUCCAUCAAGAUACAUCGUUAAUGCCAAGAUCUAAGUUAAAUUGGAGUAGCUGGAACUUUAACCAUGGCGUGGUUACGUACUGGGAGAAUUCUCUACAACCAAUCGGCUUCCAUUUUGAUGUUUUUGUUUCUAUUAUUCAUAAAGAAAUCAUGAAGGAGACAGAAAUCGAUCAAGAUAAAUAUCUAGCAAAACCAAUCAUUAUGGCGCACCCAGCUUAUGGCUUGGAAAAUAUUCAGCUCGCUAAAGAUAUCAGAAACUUACAAGGCUGUAAUGGACUCUAUGUUUGUGGAGCUUAUCUAGGUUACGGCUUCCACGAAGAUGGUUACAGAAGCGGUUACGAAGUUGCUCAGUUAAUUGGUGACCGGGCUGUUGAUAUGUACGAAUCGGUCAUCACUUACAACCGAUCGGUCGAGGAUACCUAUUCUAAGAGUAUGCUGCAGUCUUUGUCCGAUAACAUAGCGUUAGGAGCACUCAAGCAGUUUUUGGCUAGUAACAUCAAAAAGGGCUGCAUCGGCAUUCAAACGCCUGGAUAUGGCAUAGAAUUCUUUGGCGAGAUUGGAGUACCGACAGUUUUGGUUGAUGUUAGGAAUCCUAGUUUAGCCUGGAAGUGUCUGCUACAAGGAGAUAUAGGUCUGGCAGAAGCCUAUAUUGAUAAAAGUUUGCGUGUUGACAAUCUGCCAUUGUUGUUAUUUUAUCUGGUGAUUAAUACCUACCCUGCUCAACAAACACUUACAUGGCGUCCCCUCGUCUUCUUCUUCAACAAUAUGUGGCCGAGGAUCGGACACACCCAGCGGUUGAAAAAUACCCCGGCCGUCGCGAAACAAAACAUCAUUGAGCAUUACGAUCUCGGAAAUGACUUCUUCGAGACUUUCCUCGAUUCAACCAUGACAUACUCGAGUGGCAUCUUCUUAAAGCCGUCGGAUGAUUUGGAGACCGCGCAGUUACGGAAGUACGAUCGCUUGCUUGAUUUGCUUGACGUGCCGGAAGGGGGGCAUAUUUUGGAAAUAGGAUGCGGAUGGGGAGGAAUGGCCGUGCGAGCUGCCAAAACACGCAGAUGUUUCAUGAGCUGUAUCACCAUCUCACCAGAACAAGGUAAAUAUUGUCGAGAGCUUGUCCUCAAACACGGUCUACAAGAUUCAGUGAAGAUCUACGAGAUUGAUUUCCGGGAUAUCCAAACGGAGUUUGCGCAUUUGAAAUUUGAUGCCGUCGUGUCUAUAGAAAUGAUCGAAGCGAUAGGUCCUGAUAAUUACGACCUAUACUUUAAGACAAUAUCCGGUGUACUGAACCCGUAUGGAAAGGUCGCCAUCCAGGCCAUAACGCGAUUCGAAGACCAGUACGAACAAAACAAACGCGAACCAGAUUUCAUCAACCAAUAUAUUUUUCCUGGGAGUUGUCUCCCUUCGCUGGGAACUAUCUCCCAACAUGCCACGAGGAACGGUCUUGUUAUUUCGGAAGUUUACAAUAUAUCGGAGAGCUAUGCCAGGACCCUGGCUACUUGGAGGGAAAAAUUCAAUCGUGCUACCAAAAAACAGGACUUUAGAUUUGAUCAUAAGUUUAUUCGAAUCUGGAAUAUGUACUUUUCAAUGUGUCAGGCAGCGUUCGAGGCCAAUUCAAUUCAAGAUUUCCAAAUCGUUUUUGAAGCAAUGCGAGUGGAUAGUAGUAAAAUUUUGUGACAUGCAACUGUUAAAUCGAGUACCACGCGAGGAAGUUGAUCAGAUCGGGUGUGUGUAUAUUAUAAACAAACAAACCUCUCCUUAUUCUAAACCGAAAGUCUGUAAUCAUUAGUAUCAAGGAAACGGAAUUGACUAUGUCAGAGAGAGAGAGAGAGAGAGAGAGAGAGAGAGAGAGAGAAAUGGGGUUUAACGUCCUACUAACUAUUCUGCUCCGAACUGGGCUAAUGAAGGCGGGCAUACACCAUACAGUGUGCUAUGAGGGAAAUUUUGGUCGGACAGCGGCUCUACGGCCUACUCUUAUAUCGAAGUCCAACUGUCAAGGGAUCUUUUACAUGCACGCCAAUGUGUACACGGGACCUCGGUUUUUCAUUCCAUCCAAACGACUAGGGUUCUUUAUGGUUCACGCAAUUGUAUACAAGUGGUUUUGUAUAUUGUACUAUCCGAACAACUAUACGCCGUCCGGCACCAUUGAUAGAUACCGUGCCGGAAGGUUAUCUGACGAAUCACUGUCUCAAUAAACAUCUAUCAUUAUCCAACAUCUUUUUAAAAUGAAUUUCCAUUUUUUGCUAAUGUUUAGCAUGUUUUAUUGUUAUUAUUGUUGUUAUAGUACAUAUUUUGAUAUACAUGUAUUUACUUAUCUUAAUUGAUUAAUUGCUUUAAAGUGGAUAAGUUAAUCUUUACUCCGAACCCUGAUCGUUCUAAUCUGGACGCACUGUCUUAUCUAUUUACCUUUUCUACACAACAAUCUUAAAAUAAUUUAAUAUUACUUAACAUGCAUCCUAGUCAUUGAUUUAGUAUGUACCUAUAUUUGAGUUACGUCUCAGUAAUGUAAAUAUGUUAAUUUAUAUCACAUUUUGUAUUAUAUGGUUAACCCUUAUCAUGUAUAUGUUCAACUAAUUCUAGUGUAAUUAUUAUUAAGAUAUUAAGUUGGCGAUAGCGACUGGGUAUAAAUAUAAGAGACGAAAUACGAACAAUUAUGUUCAUUCGUUAAUAAACCCAGAUCGACGUCAAAUAAUUAGUACUUAUGUUUCUUAUAGGUGAGUUAGUUUAUAAUUGUGUCGCCUAAUAAUUCAUUUAGUAUAUAUGUUUAUGUUAUUCCUAAUAUUAUAAUGUGUAAUAGUUUACUAUACUUAUUCACAUAAUAUGAUAAUACUUUAUAUUUGCUAUUGAUAAAUGUAUGUUUCUUUUAUGCAUAAUAUGAUAAUGUGAAAUAGCUUACAAUUGCACUUGAUAACAUUGUCAUUAUUGCCGCUGUGACGAUAAUUAACAAAGUCUCGAUUAUCUAUUUUUGCGUUUAAUCAUCAACGGACGUUAAACAGCAGAUCGGAUUCAAAUCCCAUGAAAAUCGAACACAUAAGAUGACAUCGAGAGUUGAUUAUGGUCUUUGCAUGUUAAUAAAUGUCUAGUUAAUAAUUUAUAUAACAUUUCAGGCCUAAAGAAAGACCUGCAAUAGACAGAUUUAGCUCUUGCAUAAUGUAUGUUUAACAUUCAAAUUUUAUAUAAAUUUAAAUAUGAAACGAUUUGCAAGAAAUCAUGAUGUCCAGUUGUCAGGUUUAAAACAAGAUUCUUUUACACUUGUUUGGCUAAAAAAGAUAUAUUGAUAAUUCUUAUAAUGCUGUAUGGAAACACGUAUUUAAUAACUUUUAAAAAUCACGUACAGAAUGAAUUUAGAUAUAGAAGCAUUAUCUACGAAAUAUCUCAAAGGUAGUCUUAAAAAAUAUACCUUUAUUUUAUAGAGCUUUGUUAAUAGCCUGGGCUAGCUGCUAUAACGAUAUUUUAAACCAGCCUUUAUUUGAUAAUCCACUUAUUCUAUAUAAUGCUAAAACUCUACAUUUGUAUAAUUAUAUAUUGCAUAAUAUUGCAAAUAUUGCUGACAUGUUUUUGUGUAAUACCUGGUUUAAUCCAUUCAACAUAUAUACUAGAUUCGUUUGAUAGGGAUGAUAAAGACAUUGACUAUGCCAAAAUUGAAAAAUAUUUUAAAAUUUAUUGUUCGUCUAUAUCCCCCCCACCAGCUUGGUUGAAUAUUAUUGAUAAUGAAAGCCAUGUGAUACAUAAUAAAGUGAAUUAAUGUAUCUCUUGUGGAGAAAAACACUACCGGUUGAAAAUUGUACAUCUAAAAUAUUUUAUAAUAUAUUAAGAGAUAAAUUCUAUCAGAAAUUCACAAAUGAAUUAUUUUGGGAUCAAUUUCACUUUAUCAUUAGUAUCAAAAGUUGUUUGGACAUUUAUUUUUUGUUAUUUUAAAAGCAAUGAAUGUAUUGGAAAGUAUAAAAGUAGAAUUAUUGAUGAGUUGUUUUGUGUAUUACUAUGGUUUUUGCAACCAUAUUGUAACUCUAACUAAUAAUUGGGUUCACGUACAUGUAUGGUAGAGAAGUCAUAUAUCUCACACACUCAAAUUAAAAUGAGUGAUAGAUUUACAUGUAAAAAAGUGAUAAUCUGGUAAAACAAAACAAACCCUACUAGUUAUGUCCUUUUCAUUGUCAAAAUAUCCAUCAAAUAGUAUGUUGUUUAUGACAUGUGUUUGGUAGAACAACUGAGGUAAUGUUCUGAUCCCGGUCAUUUUUGGGAGGGAAAUUAACACCAAAGUCAGUCUAUGACGUAAUGGAAUUAGACGGUUGAAAAUGAGGGUGUUGAGCGAAAUUCAUUAGAGCUCACCCUGUCUGCCAGAGGAAUAUUGGUGCCAAUCGGUUUAAAUAUAAUAAAGGUGUAUAAAAGACUUAAUCUGUAGUUGUAAUUAUUUCGAUCACGAAUAAAUCACAACAAAAACGGUUAGUAAUAGUACAUUUGUACACUCUGUCAAAGUAGGGGGUGGGGGUCGAAUGCUUAGCACGUGCGUGCUGUAUCAUAAAACCUGGCAUUGAGUCAACUGGCGUGGUUUCGAAUCCCCGGUUGUACGUGACAAGGGGUAGGAACGCCUGUCCAACCUCGUGGGUUUUCUCCGGGUCCUCCGGUUUCCUCCCACGGCUAAAGUCUCCUACGCGCAGCGAAUUAUUGAAAUAAAAUUAAACCACAUGUUAGUCCCGAAAUGACCUCGUCAGUGUCGGGUGGACGUUAAACCCCAUUUCUUUCUUUCUUUCUGUCAAAGUAGACAAAUUAAAGAUAUCAAUCAUUUAUCCUCAACAUGUCCUGAAGUUUUAAAAGGUCUAGUUUCAUGGAUUUUUAUCCUGAAGGAUUCGA
Messenger RNA from Patella vulgata (common limpet), 5835 nucleotides. RefSeq lists its product as uncharacterized. The record is from RefSeq and is a predicted model, not a curated record. The transcript is spliced from 2 exons. Lineage: Eukaryota; Metazoa; Mollusca; Gastropoda; Patellidae. The coding region runs from base 100 to 2661 and encodes 853 amino acids.